AUGACUAUAAACACCCUUACCGCCGGUGCUGCUGUCACUCCCACGGUCGUCAAAACUUGCAUAUCUCAUUAUACAAACCGGAAACCCCGACGCCACAAGCCCACAGCACACAUCUCGUACGAUGAAGGCCUCCAUCUAAUGCGAUCGUUUCUACAUUAUGCCUCACACCAUACAGUUGAAGAUAUACAGUCUUUUACCGCGCAAUGGGUCCCCAGUCCGGCCUGGGUGAGGACCGAGGGCGUCACCAUCACGACCGACUAUGUCUCCAAGGCCGCAAAGACGAUCACGGACCAGCUGGGACCGACAGGGAUUGAACAAAUCGGCGGGACCCAGUGGUGGCAGUGGAGACCAAAAGGAGCUGAUCUGAAGGCAGAGUGGGUUGAGAUGCGCGCGCACUACAACGAACAGAAAAAACAAGGCACGAAAAGCAGGAGGAUCAUGCUCUAUAUCCACGGAGGAGCCUAUUUCUUCAGUAGCGUCGACGUCCACCGGUACCAGAUGCAGAGAUACGCUCGGAAACUCAAGGCCCGCGUAUUUGCUCCAAGAUACAGGCUGGCACCGCAAUUUCCCUUCCCUUGCGGGCUGCAGGAUUGUCUUGCUGCGUAUUUCUAUCUCCUCAGCAUACAUGAUCCUUCCGAGAUCAUCCUGGCAGGAGACUCGGCUGGUGGAGGCAUGACGGUUUCGAUACUCUGCAUUCUGCGCGAUCAAGGACUUCCCUUGCCUGCUGGUGCGGUCCUCAUCUCGCCAUGGGUGGACCUCACGCAUUCUUUCCCUAGCCUGAGUGGCAAUGCAGAGUUUGACUAUAUACCACCCUAUGGGUUCAUGCAGAAACCUUCAGCUUCAUGGCCGCCUCCCAACGACGAAGAGAUAGCGAUCAUCAGCGGAUUGGCGAAAGGCAAAGAUGUAUCUCUCAAAGAGGACAAGGAAGACGAUCCUCCAGUGUCGGUACCUAUCAAUGACGACGGCGAGAUCGUGCCCAGUCAUCAACUCCCACUAUCUGUUGAACUUGACGGACAGCGAAUCGUCCUAAAGGACCAGAUUCAGAUGUAUACAACCAACCAGCUGUUGGCCCACCCUCUGGUGUCACCCGUCUUACAACCAUCUCUGGGAGGCCUUCCUCCAAUCCUGAUUCUUACCGGCGGCGGAGAAAUUCUGCGCGAUGAACAGAUCUAUCUCGCUCACAAGAUGGCAAAUCCCUCUAAAUUUUCACUAGGUUCCAAUUUCAAGUCAAGAUAUGACCCAGAUGGUACCAUUAUCAAAAAAUACAAAGCCACACCGGUGCAAUUACAAGUGUGGGAAGAUCUGUGUCAUGUUGCUCCAACUCUGUCGUUUACUCGCCCAGCAAAAUUGAUGUAUCGCUCAGUUGCACAAUUUGGCGCCUGGGUGCUGGCCAGGGCUCAGAAGCGAGCAAUCGAGAUCAUGGAGGAUGACAACAUCUCGACCAUCUCUUCACGGUCAGCCAGUCAUUCCCCACCAGACACCGACGCCGAAUCAUCAAACAACGGCGUGGCAAAGACGAAUGUAGACCCGAACAAGGCAACAGGGAGUAUUGGUCGAGCUGGAGAUCCUAUCCCCCCUUUCGAGAACAACAUGAUUCGUCAACGCGUUGACCGGCACGGGAGGAUCUACCCCCUCGCCGAAGCACAAGAAUUGGCGGCGUUGCAAAUGCAUCCAGACCAGGUUGGGGUCAUCAAACCUGGUCCCGUGAGAACAUGGCUUGGGGCUAAAAAGAUCUGGGACACGAAAUAUGCCAGAGCAAGGAGCAGAGUGCAGAAACAAAGAGUCAAAGCUCUCUCCAGAGGAAAAGUCAAGGGCUUCGAGGUCGGCGAGCAUCCUCCGCUGUGCGCUCUUGCCGGUCGGCGGACCGAUAAGGAUCUUUUGGUUAAAAAGAAGAGCAAGAGCUAUGGACUCGCAAUGUGGAGUAUGUGGGGAAGCAAACAUGAUGAGUCCGCGCUGAAGAGGGAAAAGGAAGCAGUUGAGAUGGAGAGAGAGGAGAGGGAGGAGAGGGAGGAGAGGGAGGAGAAGGUUCGGCUGAGUCGAGAACGAGAGCAAGGCGCGGCGCCCACUGCUGUCGAAGGCAAGCAUCCUACGAUACGUCCGCGACGAAGCCUUAGUAGGAAGCGAAGCAUAAGCGCGAAACGCAGGGCAAGCGAAUCGAAAACUCGAGGCAGGACACGCACCAUCUCGGUCACGGAUAGAGGCCAAGCUGAAGGUCGUAAUGUACCGCCAGUUAUGGCUCCCUCUGAUGCCACAAGAUCCACAGAGUCACCCGAGACGGCAAUGAACCAACAAUCACGUCAAGACGUGCACAUAGCAUCACCUGACUCGUCCCUUCUCUCAGCAGGCUUCAUCCCGAAGUUCAAAACGGCAGCGCAUCUUCGUGAUGACAAUGGCGGACAAGUGCCUGUGCUGUCCGAUGCCGCCAGCACGAUGACGGGGCGUAGCGGGGUGGUCGCCGACGAUGCGAGCACUCGUGCAGUGUUCGCCGUGCCAGGUGUUACGAAGAGCAUCGACUCACAGGCGGUGGAAAUGGCAAAGGCAUCAAGUCCAGCCACAAACACAAGACCGGGAAGCCCCACGGCAAAUGAGACGGCGAGUUUUGUGUCUGGAAGUGAAGGUUUCAACGAGGGCGUGGCAAGUAUCAAUCUGGGCGCUGAACCGGCGGGGAGAGCUCUCACAGGCGCGUAUGGAACUGAUACGCCUCGGAGCCAGCGCAGUCUCGAGCGGCUGCGGAGCCACCAACGCGACGAGGGGAUGGGUCGACUGGCUCCCCUUAGAAGUCCAAGUUCCACUGCCAUAGUCAAGGCAGAGGGGGUGGUUGGCGUGGUCGAUAAUGAAGAGCAUGCACGAAAAGAAGAAGACAAAGCCGAGGCCGAAGGUGAUGAAGAGAAGGCCAGAUAUUAG
This is a messenger RNA of Cladophialophora psammophila CBS 110553, 2904 nucleotides long. RefSeq lists its product as uncharacterized. The coding region runs from base 1 to 2904 and encodes 967 amino acids. Gene Ontology annotation, molecular function: hydrolase activity. The transcript is spliced from 2 exons. Lineage: Eukaryota; Fungi; Ascomycota; Eurotiomycetes; Chaetothyriales; Herpotrichiellaceae. The record is from RefSeq and is a predicted model, not a curated record.